AUGGAUUUACUCGUUGAUCCAGAGAUGGAAUUCCGCUUUGGAGGGUCGGCAUCUAUGAGUUCUGCUCCGAGGAGGAGUCUGUCUGAAGAAUCGAUCGACAGAUUUCAAUUCUCUGUGGAGAACGAGCCUGAUCCCUAUGUCACCGAUGCUGACGAUUCCUAUUCGUUUACAGAAGACAGUGCUGAAAUCACAUGCGAGGAUCAUCUGCAAUCUACGUUUGCAGAUAAAGCAGCCGAAAAGGAUAGCAAGUAUACGCGUAAUAUAUCCAGGUCUUUUACAGUGAAAAAGAGCAGUCUAUCUUCCAGUAGAUCCAAAUUUGGGAAGUCUCUUAAAGACAGCCCUCCAACCUCGGAGAAUGACGAGAAUGAACCAUUUUCAAGUAAUCUUCUCUGGGUACCUGCAGACCAGCAUCCGAAUGUUAAACUGGAAAAUUACUUGGAGCUUGUAACUGAUACUCUGCAUAACUUACAACUUGUUGGAAGGGAGCAGCUCGAAAAGAAUCCGAAUUCUAAUUACCAGCUGAGUCAGACGAACUCAACCAGCGCUCAUGAAGCCAUUCCUUCUAAAAACUCACUCGUUAGAAAGCCUUCUAGGCUAAGAAAAUCAUUCACAGAGGCAGAAAACAUAGAUGACCCAAAUUCUGAUGAGGACUUAAAUACUGAAACGCCAAUAUCUAAACGUAAAAGAGUUUCAUCUUUGAAGGAGAUUACCGAGGAGUUAACCCGUAUCUCUAACAAUGCAGGCUUGACUGAUAGUGACGCUAUUACGUUGGCAAGAACAUUAGGUAUUGGUACUCCCGCUGCGACAGACCGAAGGAAUUUCACCAACACAGAUGUUGCAUCCAAUGAUGAAAUAGAUGAAGAAUAUGCUUCCAACAUCCUUACAAAAAAUGGGUUAUCAAUCUCGCAGGGAUCAUCACUGAGAAGAAGUAAAUUCGCUACAUAUAGGAUAAGGUCUCCAAGUGGUGAUAGCUUACCUUUACUUGAAUCUGGGUCUUUACUUCCAUCGCUUCCUGAAUAUGCACAAGAACAAGUAGCAAAUCAUUUAAAAGAUGCUCAUGUUUUUAAAGAGGGCCAACCUCCUCAGUCAUGGGACGCAAGCAUUACGCCUCAAUCCCCAAAUUCUAUUAAUGAUAUUUACGAUCAUUAUAACACAACAGAUACUGAUGAAUAUGUGAGUGACGAUUUGACAUCGCCAUCCACACAAAUGUCGGGUGCCAGUUAUACUGUUUCUCCAGCACAAGUAUCCUGUGGACACUCUAAAAAAGAUACAUAUGCUAUAUCUUCGUCAACUACUUCACCUAGUAGCAAUCCACCAAUUGAUGCCACUUCAACUUCUAGCCUUAUAUCAAAGUCUCCCAUAAGAACAAUUCCUGCAAACUUACCCGCUAAGGACUCAACAAAGUCUAGGGAGAAGAAGAAACCAGGUUGGAAUUGGUUUAACAACAAACGGACACCUUCGGAGACAGACAACUCUGAUUCAAAUUCCGAUCAACUACAAUUCGAAAAGGGGAAUAGUAAUGAAAAUUUUCCUGCUGUCUCUGUGCAGUCAGCACCAUCUCCUGAACGUGUGGACAGAAAAGUAAACCACUCCAGGAAUCGUCAUAAGCUGCCGUCUCCGGAGAUGGCUAUAAUGCAUACCUCGGAAGCACUCGUGGAAAAACUGCCGCCAGCUGAACCUGGUCAAGAUCUAAGGCCACAGCAACGCAAAAAAAAGGAAAAGUUGGAAAAAAAGUUCAUGAAGAUAUUCAAGAAGAAGGCGGCUCCAGGGCAGCAGAACGUUACGACGUCUUUACAUCAACCCUUAGAUGGAGCAGCUAAGUCUAAAGUGAAAAGUAGUCAUGAACAUAAACGGCCCUAUUCUGCAACUAAGAAAGAAAACGGAAGGCGGUCUGCUGCUGAUCAUCCAAAUAUACCGAAGAUUCAUGGAAGUACCAAUACACAAUAUACAUCAUCUGAGCCUAUUUUAGAUAAUAAUAUAUCCCGAAACUUAAACGGAGCAUCAGAUCUUGCCCUUUCAAAGCCCACCAAUGAUGUAGCGAUCUUACAGCCCGCAGUAAAUGUGAAAAGCUCUAAGGAUUCGCCAAAACAAGAAAAUCAUUCAACGCCAGUGCGGAGUGUUAACGAUAAACUUCAACAAAAGUUGCAGCAACCACAAGUAGACCCAAAUUUAAACGCCUCUGGACCUGUAACAAGUUCCCAACCUGAAUCCUCUAUUGGUCCGUUGAAGGAUGAAAACCAGGGUGUAGAGUUUGGGCAACGAGAUGGCUUACCGACUAAAUUGCUAUCGGCUUCACAAAAACCAGAAUCUUCCCCCAACGUGGAACAAAAUGAUUCCUUGGUCAGGAAAAUCAGCGAACCAGAAUAUGCUCUACCUCCACGUGAGCUGACGUUCGACGAUGUUAUAAGGCCCGAAAAACCGAAUUCUCCGAUGAAGUUUACCCCCAGUGCCUUUGGUUUCCCGUUGCCUCCUUUAACGAUAUCUACAGUGAUAAUGUUUGACCAUAGGCUGCCAAUAUACGCCGAAAGAGCCAUUUACAGACUAAGCCAUCUGAAGCUAAGUGAUCCCAAACGUGAAUUACGACAACAAGUGCUAUUAAGUAACUUCAUGUAUUCAUAUCUGAAUUUGGUGAACCACAGUUUGUACUUACAACAGAUUGAGGAGGAAAAAAACAUGGGCAUGAAUACAUAA
This is a messenger RNA of Eremothecium cymbalariae DBVPG#7215, 2691 nucleotides long. RefSeq lists its product as uncharacterized. Gene Ontology annotation, cellular component: cytoplasm; cell septum. The coding region runs from base 1 to 2691 and encodes 896 amino acids. Lineage: Eukaryota; Fungi; Ascomycota; Saccharomycetes; Saccharomycetales; Saccharomycetaceae. The transcript has a single exon. The record is from RefSeq and is a predicted model, not a curated record. Gene Ontology annotation, biological process: positive regulation of G2/M transition of mitotic cell cycle; establishment of cell polarity.